Messenger RNA from Colletotrichum acutatum, 801 nucleotides. RefSeq lists its product as uncharacterized. Lineage: Eukaryota; Fungi; Ascomycota; Sordariomycetes; Glomerellales; Glomerellaceae. The coding region runs from base 1 to 801 and encodes 266 amino acids. The transcript has 5 exons. The record is from RefSeq and is a predicted model, not a curated record. Gene Ontology annotation, molecular function: monooxygenase activity.
AUGGCGGCAAUCGCCCUACUGGAGAGUGGCCACGAUGUCGAGAUAUACGAGAGAUCUCAGUUCAAGAGCGAAGUCGGGGCCGCGAUCUCGACGCCUCCAAACUCCACGAGAGUACUCAAUUACUACGGGUUCGACUUCGAGCGGGCCAGGGCCACCACCGCGGAGAAGUACAUAUACUACGACGACCCCAACAACAUUGACAAAACGCGGAUGGUGACAUGCACCGACUACACACCCAGAUACGGAGCUCCGUGGCUGUUCUUCCACCGGGUCGAUCUCCAUAACGAGCUUAAGCUACUAGCCACAGAGCCUACUCCGUCGCGGAAGAGCGUUGCUCGCUUGCAUCUCGGCGUCAAGGUGUCUGAUAUCGACACCGACGGGACCAUUCACUUUGAAAAUGGCGAGAGUGUCCAAAAAGACGUUCUCAUCGCGGCCGACGGCAUACGAUCUUCCUUCAUCUCAAAGGUCGUGGACAAUGCUGCGCUUGCGCAGCACUACAUGUCGAUGCUCCGGCUGAUGGCUCCUGUAGAGGACCUUCGCGACGACCCGGACGUCGUGGCUCUCUUUAAAGAUGGCUUGACUUCGAUUCGCAUCAGCUAUGGGACCAUGCGAAGUGCCAUUAUCUACGGAUGCCGAGGGUACGCGUUACCCAAGUCAACCCUGCCCUUUACUACCAAUUUUCCUUUGCAAGACUCUCUGCUCACCUCUCAUUACCAAGGCAACGACAUUUCGGCAAGAGAAGACUUUGUCUAUAAAGUCGUCGAAGAGUAUCCGAAGCCUGUGCAAUCCGUCUGCAUGUAA